AUGGCGGAUAAGAAGGACAGAGACACCGACAACCCGGAGGCGUCGGUGUCGGCGUCAGCAUCAUCUCGCCCUGUCGGAACACCAGCUAGCGACUAUAUUUCCGCCUCAUCGGUACCUCCAGUGAGACCUGCGCCAUCAUCCCGAAGAACAUACGGGACCCUGGAUGCAUAUACCAUCGAGUCAACUCCCGAAACCCGCCUCGACGAAUCCCAGGAAGAUUUAUCGUCUCGCCCAUUCGUCUCCCCUCCUCCGGCCUCGGAUAAGCCCAGAAAACCCUCCGUCACCAGACGCAUGUCCUCCAAACGUCAAGUUCCCCAUAAGGGUCAGGAGUUCUCAACAGAUGAUGAUGUACAGGAGGUCGAGCAGGACUUCGCCUCCUACCAGGCCUCUACCACGCAGCCUUCCCCGAGAAUUCGUCCCUUGCGUGCACAGAGCUCCACUCUUAGAAGACGCCCGAGUGUCCGCCCUAGCCCACUGACGCGAGCCGAGACCGAUAAUCUUGACGGAAAUGACGCCAGCUUGCCAGCCCCCGGUCUCGAAGCCUCGGUCGAAAUUCCAUCGCUGCGAGAGUCGGACGGGGAAGAGGAGGAAGAGAGUGCCGACGAACCGCAUGAUACUGAGGAGGAGGAGGAGGACGAUGACGAUGAUGAAGACGAUGUCGACGACGCGAGUGACGCGGAGAGCUUCACGCUCAAGGACCGACAGCAAGCCAUUAAUGAAACUCACCCGUUCGGUAUCAGGAUAUGGAAACCUGCCCUGUAUAAAAAGAGCCGCUCGGUGGAGAAGAGCGCUGAAGGUGAUAUCCACUCAUCUCCAGGGGGGGCGGUCAGCCCUAUGCUCUUCUUGACAAACAUUCUUUGGUCCCUGGUUUUUGGUUGGUGGCUUGCGCUGGUCGCUCUAUUGGCUGCCAUCGCAUGUUUCGUAUUCGCUUAUUCCUCCAGCGCCGUGGCCUAUGGGAGAGUAUUUUCGGGACUUUCCCGAUAUCUGUUCUAUCCAUUCGGCUCUUACGUUCUGCUUGAGACUGAUGAGAUUUAUGCGGAAGAGGAUGAGGGUGAAGGACGCAGUAUCAGCGAGUAUGAGCAGUGGCAGAAUGGUGAUUUGGAGCAUGGUCGGCUCUUCUUUGGCCCGCACAGGGACCGAUCCCUCGUUGGUCGACGUCGAAAUAGUGUUGAUUCCGCCAGUGAGAAUGAUAGUCUUCUGGGUCGGACACAGCGAGGACAACGUGAGGAUUCAUCACAGUUUCCUCAGUCCAAGCGGCGCCUUUUCGGUCGAGGAGAGUGGACUAUUGGCCGAGUUGUCUUUUUCAUUUUCUUCUACUUCUUAGUGGGACCAUUGAUGCUCAUGGUUUCGCUCGUUUGCUGGCUGCUUGUCUUCUUGAUUCCGAUGGGUCGAGUGACAACCAUCCUUGCGAGCCAUCUGCGGCGACACCCUCUCGCCUUGUCAUUUCACUCCGAUACCUCAUAUGCUAGACUCAGCUCGGGGUCUUCUUCGCCUUCCAUCCUCCUCUGCACAUACCGAGCCGCCGGAUCGAGAUACUGGAAAUAUACGAUUGACGGAACGAACAUAUUUUUCAUCAAUUUGCUUGGCGUCGUCGUCUUUGUGAUUUUCGACUACUUCGUGCUCGAUAAAUUCCUGGGCUUGCAGUCCUGGCUGACCCACCCCGGUCUGAUCUUCACUCUUGCUCUUUUCUCCGUCAUCCCACUGGCAUAUUUCAUUGGGCAAGCUGUGGCCUCAAUUUCGGCUCAGUCGUCAAUGGGCCUGGGUGCUGCAAUCAACGCAUUUUUCUCGACUAUUGUAGAAGUUUAUCUCUAUUGCGUUGCUCUAACCGAAGGCAAAGCUCAGCUGGUUGAGGGGAGUAUUAUCGGUAGCAUCUUCGCUGGUGUUUUGUUUUUGCCUGGUCUUUCCAUGUGUUUCGGCGCUAUCAAGCGCAAAACACAACGGUUCAAUGUGAAAUCCGCCGGUGUGACCUCGACAAUGCUCCUAUUUGCUGUAAUUGCUGCCUUUGGGCCCACCCUUUUCUACCAGGUUUAUGGCAGUCAUGAACUGAAUUGCCACGCAUGCGAACAGCCUGGGAUUGACAGGGACUGUCGCCAGUGCUAUUUCUCCCAAACAGCUGCGGUCCAGGACUCGUUUUUCGAAAAGGCGGUCCAGCCUUAUGCGUGGUUUGCUGCCUUUCUCCUCUUUUUAUCAUACAUCAUCGGCCUUUGGUUUACUCUUCGGACCCAUGCUGCCUUGAUCUGGGCUACUGAGAUGGAGGAAAAGAAGGCUGCUCAGGCAGCUCAGGCAGCCCAAGCCGCCCAAUCUGCCCCGGACUCUUUCCCAUAUGAGCCAAGACAUCUUCUGUUCUCUGGUGGUGCUCCCGAGGCCUCUGGCGCAGCUACUGGCAACAAGGAUUCUAUUCGGGAGUCCCAACUGUAUAAGCGCAUCGUGGGCCAAUCACUCAAGCACUAUGGCCUGGAUGACGGCAAUUCCUCCGGCAACUGGGAACAAACAGAGAAUGGCGGUUCUUCCUCCACCGAUACCAAGGGAAACACGCCCCAUCUGGUACCUCCUCGAACAGCCGGUGCUGAUGGCUGCCCUGUACCCAAGGCCAUACGGGGUCUUACUGGCGAAGAUAACGAGCGUCUUGUGCGUCAGGUCACCGAUGUUGCGGCGACUGCUGCGGCCAUGGCUGCUCGCGACGCGACUAGGAGUCGUAAGCCCGCAGGUCAACAAACUGCCGGACGCCAUGCUGGUCGGGCUAUGGCAGAUCAGGUGAAACCUCCUGGUGACGAGGGAGAUGCUUCCGGUAUUGUCGUCGACCCUACCGCCCAUGCAGCAGCUGGAGGAGGUCAUGAUGCGCCGAAUUGGAGCAAGGCCAAGAGUGCCAUCAUCCUAAUGGGAGCUACGAUUCUCUAUGCCAUCAUCGCUGAGAUUCUUGUCAACACCGUUGAUGUCGUGCUGGAGAAUGUGGACAUUGACGAGAAGUUCCUCGGCAUUACUCUCUUCGCUUUGGUGCCCAACACAACCGAAUUUUUGAACGCUAUUUCCUUCGCGAUGAACGGCAACAUCGCCCUGUCCAUGGAGAUCGGUUCUGCAUACGCAUUGCAGGUUUGCUUGUUGCAGGUUCCCGCUCUUGUCCUAUUCAGCGCCCUGUAUACCCGCUCGAUUGACCCAGCCGAACUCGCGAGACAUUCGUUCAAUCUCAUCUUCCCCCAGUGGGACAUGAUCACCGUGAUUCUUUGCGUUUUCCUCCUGUCGUACGUCUACGGCGAGGGAAAGAGUAAUUAUUUCAAGGGCUCCAUCUUGGUCCUUACCUAUCUCGUUAUUAUCAGCGGGUUCUACCUGUCUGGUUACAGUAACCUGGAUAACAUGGGCAUCGACCGAUUCGAUACCCUUGCUCUGGGAACAAGCCAGUCCCAAAAGUUCUACACCAUUGGACGUACCCGUGCCGGUGCGGCCUAUUAG
Molecule: messenger RNA, 3447 nt
Organism: Penicillium cosmopolitanum
Lineage: Eukaryota; Fungi; Ascomycota; Eurotiomycetes; Eurotiales; Aspergillaceae
Product: calcium/hydrogen antiporter
Exons: 5
Coding region: 1-3447 (1148 amino acids)
Biological process (GO): intracellular calcium ion homeostasis; calcium ion transmembrane transport
Cellular component (GO): membrane; endomembrane system
Molecular function (GO): calcium:proton antiporter activity
Source: RefSeq, a predicted model, not a curated record